AUGUCUCAUCCACGACAGGCUGCUGCAUCGGGUGCAUCACGCCAUGUCACUUCUUCCUCGAGCAGGAGCACUCGACGCUCACUCAGCCCUUCACGUGCGUCUUCAAAUACAGAGCCACCGAACAAGCGGCUGAGGAAGGAGGAUACACCGCCCAAUGACGCAGAUCCCAGCCUCGACCGUCUGCUAGAUGCGUUCGAUUCCGGUAUCGAUGAGGAGCAGCAAAGACGCCGCGUGCUCGAAGAGAGCCGGAAGCGCAGGCAGGCCAUCCUCGACAAGCAUCGCGGCUCCCAGAGCGUCCAGGCCUCGGAAGGCACUCCCGCUCCCAGCACUGCUGCGUCCGCUCCACAGAGCGAGGUGAAAGAGGCCCAGCCUCCAUCUCAGCAGCCUUUCUCGCUGGUCAAGACCGCCACCAACACUACCGAUGUUGCAGCUGACGGCAGUGCGAACGCCCAGGAUGCAUCCGCAGCUGAACUCGAUCCGGACGCCGAUCGUGCGCAAGAGCUCAAGCGCCUCGAGCAACGGCGCAGAGUCGCUCCAACAGUUCCGCACCCAUCAAAGAGCAGCGAACAGCAGGAGUUCCAGGAGAUCGAAGUGACCGACGAUGAAGACGACGACGACAUGGACAUGUUUGCGCUCUCGGACGAUGACGAUGCUCCCAAGCCGGAUGCUAAGCCCAGAAAGACCAAAAUCAUCCGUGUACGAUUGCGCGGCGCCUCGGCUUCCUCCACAUCGGCGGUCAAGGCUUCGGCCGCACCCAUCUCGGACCCGGCUGCGGCGAGCACGGCGAACCUGUCGAGCAACUGGGACGACAAUGACGGCUACCUGCGCACCAUUCUUGGCGAGACGCUUGACGAGCGCUACCAGAUCUCGGCGGUGCUGGGCAAAGGCAUGUUUGCGUCGGUGGUGCGUGCGCGCGAUCUGCGAUCCGACGGCCGCCAAGUCGCGAUCAAGAUCGUGCGUGUCCAAGAGAGCAUGUACCGAGCGGGGCUCAAAGAGGUCGCCAUGCUGCGCAAGCUCAACGCGGCGGAUCCGGACGACCGCAAGCACGUGGUGCGACUGGAGCGCCAUUUCGAGUACAAGGGUCAUCUGUGCAUGGUUUUCGAGUCGCUCAGCAUGAACCUGCGCGACGUCGUGCGCAGGUACGGCCGCGAUGUGGGGCUCAACCUGCAGGCGGUGCGCGUGUAUGCGCACCAGCUGCUGCUCGCGCUGUCGCACCUGGCCAAGAACGAGGUGAUGCAUGCGGACAUCAAGCCGGACAACGUGCUGGUCAACGAUGCCAAGACCACGCUCAAGCUGUGCGACCUCGGCUCGGCGUCGUAUGUGAGCGAGAUGGAGAUCACUCCCUACCUCGUGUCGCGCUUCUACCGUGCGCCCGAGAUCAUCCUGGGCCAGCUGUACGACUGUGCGAUCGACGUGUGGUCGACGGGGUGUACGAUCUACGAGCUUGCCACGGGCAAGAUCCUUUUUCCGGGCAGGACGAACAAUCACAUGCUGCUGUUGAUGCAGGAGGCGCGCGGCAGGUUCACGGCCAAGCAGCUGCGCAAGAGCCAGUUUGGCGAGCAGCACUUUGACGACACCAACGCCUUUCUUGGUGUGGAGGCGGACAAGAGCACCGGGCAGGAGGUGGUGCGCAGGGUGAUGAUCGGCAGGCCGAGUGCGGAUGUGCGCUCGCGUCUGCUGCCCGCCGAUGCGGCCAAGAGGCUCAAGCCCGACGAGGUCAAGGCGACCAAUGCGCUCAUCGACCUGCUCGAGCGCUGUCUCGAGCUCGAUCCGGCCAAGCGCAUCAGCGCCAAAGAGGCACUGGGCCAUGCGUUCUUUGCCAACAUCUGA
Molecule: messenger RNA, 1830 nt
Organism: Moesziomyces aphidis
Lineage: Eukaryota; Fungi; Basidiomycota; Ustilaginomycetes; Ustilaginales; Ustilaginaceae
Source: the annotation of a GenBank genome assembly